This is a messenger RNA of Symbiodinium pilosum, 978 nucleotides long. NCBI's taxonomy places the organism in Eukaryota, Dinophyceae, Suessiales, Symbiodiniaceae. The record is from the annotation of a GenBank genome assembly.
AUGGCGGAAGAAGAUACGUUCAACGUCGCUGUGAUCGGUGCUGGCUUUCUCGGUGCCCGCAUCAUUACAGAGAUGCUGCUGCUGGGGAAUAAAGUUGCAGUGUUUGACCAAAACAUUGCGAAGCAGAGAGACCCUCAAACGGCUCUGAACGAAGUCAUUGGUGGUCUUCUCAUGGAAUGUGACAGGCAAGGCCUUUUAGGCCUAGCGGAGAUGGUUCCCCCGAAGGGUGGCAAAUGGACACCCUUUUCGAGUGAGCCACCUCGGCAGGCAAAGGCCUGCUCGUCUGUGGCGGAGGCAUCCAGAAACGCGCAUAUCAUACUGGAAGCAGUGCCUGACAAGCUCGAGAUCAAGACAAAAGUCUUCUCAGAAGCUGUGUCAACCGCGCGUCCUGGUGCAAUUCUCGCCACGAACACUCUGUCCAUCCCGCUGAAGAACAUCCAGCAGGCUGUGGCAUCCGAGAUUGCAGGAGGCUCUCCUCUGCCAGCAGCUUUGCGACCUCGGGUCAUGGGCUUGAGAUUUCUAUCACCAGUGGUGUUCAUUCCAUUUGUAGAGGUUACCUUGUCAGCCGAGCAGGAGAAGGGUGUUGACAAGGAAGACCUAACAUCAAUGCUGCGAAAGUGGGGGAAAGCUUGCUUCAUCUGCGACAUUCAAGGUGCUGUGGACAAUGCCGACCAGGAUAAAAUUGACUUCAUCCGUGUGGCACGCGAGCGGCUCCGGCUUGACACCUCCACAGCGCAGCGGCGACAGGUCGCAGAAGCGAAGCUGCGAGCAGCGAUUCGCAUGGGCCCCGAGGUUGUACGGACGGCUUCUGCGGACCUCUUCACUGAAACCAAGUGCUGCAUUUGUCUUGAUGCGAAGCCCACCGUCCCCUCAAUGCUUUGUGGCCAUGUGGCCUUGUGUGAAGACUGCGCGGGUGUCGUAGAAAGCGGCACCAAGCAAUGCCCUAUGUGUCGUGAACGUUUUGUGCGCCGAAUGUAA